Molecule: messenger RNA, 745 nt
Organism: Capronia coronata CBS 617.96
Lineage: Eukaryota; Fungi; Ascomycota; Eurotiomycetes; Chaetothyriales; Herpotrichiellaceae
Exons: 1
Coding region: 85-336 (83 amino acids)
Source: RefSeq, a predicted model, not a curated record
GUACGGUUUCUACAACUUCUGGAACUCGACCACCCGGAAUAUCUGACAUGCCGCUUCUGUGGCCUUCUGUAUCGCUGGCGGAAGAUGGAGUUCUUCCAGUACGAUUGUCCGCGUACCCGCUACCACACGCACGCAGAUGUACUACUAUCAUACGGUCAUUUUAUCCUUGUGGGAGACAAGAAAUGUGUUCGGAUGAGGCAGGAAGUGGUCGACCUGAUCUUGCGAGCCUAUGAGCAUGGCCCCGGUCACGGCUUGCCUGCAUCAUUCUUGACCAUGAGCGGUCAGGAUCGCCAUGGCGUUUCUCAAACGCAUGAGGCACGCCUGGUGAAUGGUUAACUUAUACUGGCCAGUCGAACGGAGGUGGAGGCGGAGGCGGAGGCGGAGUCGGAAGGAGAAUUGGCGGUAAUGGGCCGCCUCUUCCUCUACAAUGCGUGCCUGCAUCUACGUGUCAUUGUAGGGAUCAUCGAAAAGCAAUGGAAGACCUUCGAACAAGCCGUCACAAGCAUGACCGUAGGCUCAGAGAAGUCCGAGGUGUUCAAGUGCCCCUUCUGCGAGACUGAUCACCAAGUACACGUGAAGAAGAGCGAGGGAAUCGGACAAGGAUCGUCCUGAAUGUUUGGAGAAACUACGGACGAAGAAACGGGAACGGGCUGCCGAAUGAGCAGAUCUUCAUCGAGAUCCUGUGUUGCACCUUGAUGCCGAUACACUCUCGCAGAGGGAUGUACGAGCGGCUUUUGAGUCUGGA